Molecule: messenger RNA, 1394 nt
Organism: Pomacea canaliculata
Lineage: Eukaryota; Metazoa; Mollusca; Gastropoda; Architaenioglossa; Ampullariidae
Product: cytochrome b5-like
Exons: 6
Coding region: 64-465 (133 amino acids)
Cellular component (GO): membrane; intracellular membrane-bounded organelle
Molecular function (GO): heme binding
Source: RefSeq, a predicted model, not a curated record
UGACGCUGGCAACCCGGCAUGCAGCGGGUCUAGUUUCCUGUAAUAGUCAGUAGUAGAAGCAAGAUGUCGAACGAGCAGAAAGUUUUCAGAUUGACGGAAAUAGCAGAGCGUAAAGAUGCAAAAUCGGCCUGGAUAAUCAUACAUAACAACGUGUACGAUGUCACAAAAUUUCUUGACGAGCAUCCUGGUGGUGAAGAAGUGUUGCUGGAGCAAGCUGGAAAGGAUGGCACUGAAGCUUUUGAAGAUGUGGGCCAUUCAGCAGAUGCUCGUGAACUUAUGAAAGAUUAUUUAAUAGGACAAGUUCAUCAGGACGAUCGCUCUGAUAAAUCAUACAAGCAAAAUACAGGACCAACAGGCAGGGAGCAGAAGUCAAGUGGUGGCUGGACAGGCUGGCUGAUACCUCUUGGGAUUGCAUUUGCAGCAGCCCUUGCUUACCGCUUUCUUAUUGCUUCAUCUAGCAAUUAACCUUUUUAUGUUUUUGUAAUUUUGAGAAUCCUGGAGAUGGUGCUUUCAUCAAACCUUCUUCAGCUGUUGUACAUGUGUGGGAACACUAAUAGUAGACUCAUUCCAUGCCCUUUCUUUUUAAUGGUGAUUCUUAGUCAGCACUGUGGUGUUGAAGGUCUUGCUUUACAAAGAUUCUAUUCUUCUGAAUUCCUCAUAGUGUUCAAUACAGUUCCUUAGUGAUCUUAGUGAAAUUAAUGCAGAUACCCAGAGGUUUGUGAAUGUGUUAGAUUUUUCAUGGAUCACUAUGAAUAACUGGUACAGUGUGAUUUUAUCAAAAAUUUACUAUUAUAAAGUCUCCUGCCUCCCAUGUAUAUAUAUAUAUGCAUCCUGGCAUUAUUUUUUUUUUUUGAGAUGGGCAGAAACUAGUUUUAUUCUUGGGGAAUUUAUUUUUUUUUUUUGGGGGGGGGGGGGUACAGAUGCUAUAUUUUUAAUGUAGCAGUGACUGUACACAAGUGUGAACCUUUGCUGCUGGUAUGAGUCGUGCCCUCUGUGGAUAAAAUCUGUUGGUUCCCAAUAUCACGUGGUAACUUGAAUGAUUUACCCACUUGGUCUAGAUCAUGUGGAAUUUUAAAAAUCUGAUUCUUCUACAUGUGAUCUUCUGCAGGCUUUGGCAUUUAGUUGCCUGUGACAUUUAAUCCAAGUUAAAAUAAUUUGUGCAAUUUUACAUGAGCUCAUUUAAUGAUGUUUGAUCUUUUCAUUUAAAAUACUUUGAUAAUCAUAAGCUAAAAAUAUUUGUUUUUUAUCAACAAUUGUGUGCAUGAAUCUUGAGCAUGUUUGAUCGAGUUCAAAUUGUGUGAUCAGUAUGAACUUGCCAGUGAAAAGUAAAGGUAAAUAAUGAACUGUUCUUGAAUAUUGUAAUGAAUUAAAGAUUGUUAGUCUAUACGGAUGAA